AUGGAACCAGAGCUGCCGGGAGCAGGAGGAGGAGGAGGAGGAGGCGAGGAAGGGCUGAUCGAGUUCUACGGCUCCUUCAAGGAGAUGUUUGAGUUCUUCUGCAAGAACAGCACGAUCCACGGCACCGUCCGGCUGGUGUGCUCCGGCAGGAACCGCGCCAAGACGGCGUUCUGGACGCUGCUGCUGCUGGCCAGCCUCGCCAUGCUCUACUGGCAGUUUGCCCUCAUGUUCAGCCAGUUCUGGGCCUACCCCGUGGUGCUCACCAUGUCCAUGGACUCCGAGCCCAAAAUGUUCCCGGCCGUCACCGUCUGCAACCUGGAUCCCUACAGGUUUGAGCUGAUCAGGGAGCAGCUGGAGCAGCUGGAGCGCAUGGCCGAGGAGUCGCUGACCUUCCUGUACGGCCCCAAGGCCUCGGCCAGGCUGUCCCACCUCAGGGACAGGGACAGGGACAGGGACGGGGACAGGGACGGGGACAGGGACGGGGCCAUCCCUGUCCAGCCCCGGGCCAACCUCAGCAGCAACUUCAGGCUCAGCCACAACUUCUCCCUGGUCAGGAUGUGGGAGCCCAGGGCCGGCAGGAAACAUUCCAGGGUGGGAUUCCGGCUGUGCAACGCCACGGGCGGGAAUUGCCUGUUCAGCUCGCAGGCGUCGGGCGCGGCCGCGCUGCAGGAGUGGCUCCGCUUCCACUACAUCAACCUGGUGGCGCAGCUGCCGCCGGCGCUGGCCCGGGCCCCGCGGCGCUUCCCGGAGCUCGUGUACUCGUGCCAGUACGACGGCGAGCCCUGCCGGCCCAGUGAUUACGUUCCCUUCCACCACCCAGUUUUUGGGAGCUGCUACACUUUUAACAGCAGGGGGACAGAUCCCUUCUGGAAAGCCACAAAACCAGGAAUUCCUUAUGGGCUGUCCCUGAUCCUGCGGGCCGAGCAGAAGGAGCACAUCCCGCUGCUGUCCACCGUGGCCGGGGUGAAGGUGAUGAUCCACAGCCACAACCAGACGCCGUUCCUGGAGCACGAGGGCUUCCACAUCCGCCCGGGCAUCGCCACCACCAUCGCCAUCCGCCAGGACCAGGUGAAUCGCCUGGGCGGCAACUACGGCAAGUGCACCACGGACGGGGCCGACGUGGCCGUGGAGCUGCUCUACAACAACUCCUACACCCUGCAGGCCUGCCUGCACUCGUGCUUCCAGCGCGCCAUGCUGCGCCAAUGCGGCUGCGGCUACAUCUACUACCCGCUGCCCGCCGGGGGGCGCUACUGCGACUACAGUCGCCAGCCCGAAUGGGGGCACUGCUUUUACCAGCUGUCCCGGCGGCUCCGCAGUCACCGCCUGGAUUGUUUCCAGCACUGCCCCAAGCCCUGCAGGGAAUCCCUGUACAAGGUCUCAGCUGGCACAGCCAAGUGGCCCUCGCUGAAAUCCCAGGACUGGGUGCGCCAGGCUCUGCGGCACCAGAACGGCUACAACUCCAGCAGCAGCAGGAGGGACGUCGCCAAGGUCACCGUGUUCUACCGGCAGCUGAACUCGCAGGCCGUGCGCGAGGCCCCGCUGCUCUCCGAGAACCUGCUGCUCUCCAGCAUGGGCAGCCAGUGGAGCCUCUGGUUCGGCUCCUCGGUGCUCUCGGUGGUGGAGAUGCUGGAGCUGCUCCUGGACACCCUGGUCCUGUCCCUGCUCUUCUGCUUCCAGAGGCUCCGGGCCGGGAGGGGCCCCAGGCCCGGCCCAAAUUUAGGCCUGGCCCAGGGAAAUUCCCGGGAAUUGCGGGAGGGGCAGGAGGGAGCCCCAGGUUUGGGGUCGGGGCAGCUGCGGGAUGGGGGUGGGAACGGGCAGGAGCGGGAUUUGGGACAGCCCUGAGGAGAUGGGGGUGAGAGGGGAGGAAUUCCCAAAUUCUGGGGGAAAACUCCCAGGGACAUCCUGGAUCCAGAGCUGAGCUUGGCAAUGCUUGGAAUUCCCAAAUUCUGGGGGAAAACUCCCAGGGACAUCCUGGAUCCAGAGCUGAGGGGGAUGGAGAGGAUUAGAAUUCCCAAAUUCUGGGGGAAAAGUCCCAGGGACAUCCUGGAUCCACAGCUGAGGGGGGUGGAGAGGAUUAGAAUUCCCAAAUUCUGGGGGAAAAGUCCCAGGGACAUCCUGGAUCCACAGCUGAGCUUGGCAAUGCUUGGAAUUCUCCUGGAAUUCCCUGAAUUCUGACGGAAAGGUGCCAGGGAUGUCCUGGAUCCACAGCUGGGAGGUUCCUGAGCGUGGCAAUGCUUGGAAUCUAGCUGGGCUCUGAUCCCAGCUGGAAUUCCCAAAAACCUCCCUCCCUCUGGAAUUCCCAAAAACCUCCCUCCCUCUGGAAUUCCCAAACUCUCCUUCACUCUGGAAUUCCCAAACCCCUCUGGGCUCUGAUCCCAGCUGGAAUUUCCAAAAACCUCCUGGAAUUCCCAAAAACCUCCUGAAUUCCCAAAACCCUUCUUGGGUCUGAUCCCUCCUGGAAUUCCCAAAAACCUCUGGAAUUCCCAAAAACCUCUGGAAUUCCCAAAAACCUCCUGGAAUUCCCAAAAAUCUCCUGGAAUUCCCAAACCCUCUGGAAUUCCUGCUGCUCCAGGGCUGGGCUCGGGAUUUCUGCUGCUUUUGGAUUUCCCAGGAAAUUCCCAGACUCUUCCAGAGGGAAUAAAGAGGAAAAAAAAAAACGGGAUCGGGAAUUCUUUCGGUCCCAGAAAAAGCAACAGAUUCCUGUGGAAUCUGUUGAUAACAGAGAUAAUGCUAAUUUCUGCUAAUUUUUGUUAAUUUCUGUUAAUAUUUCUGUUAACUUCUGUUAAUUUCUGUUAAUAUUUCUGUAAAUGUUUAUUAAUUUCUGUAAAUUCCUGUACAUUUUUGUUAAUAUUUCUGUUAAUGUCUGUUAAUGUCUGUUAAUUUUUGUUAAUAUUUCUGUUAAUAUUUCUGUUAAUAUUUCCGUUUGUUUCUGUUAAUGUUUGGCAAUUUUUGUUAAUAUAUCUGUUAAUUUUUGUUAAUUUUUGUUAAUUUUUGUUAAUUUCUGUUAAAAAAAAACCUUCUGAGUCCCCCAGGUGUCAUCAGGUGUCCCCAGGUGUGCCCAGGUGUCCCCAGGUGUGCCCAGUUGUGCCCCAGGUGUGCCCAGGUGUGCCCCAGGAGUCCCCCAGGUGUGCCCAGGUGUGCCCAAGUGUGCCCAGGUGUGCCCCAGGAGUCCCGCAGGUGCCACCUCAGGGGACAGCAGCGUCUCCACCCAACCCACCCCGUGCUGGCACCAAGGUCCCUCCCGGUGUCCCCACCCAGGUGUCCCCUCCCGGUGGGAAUUCCCGUCCCGGCAGCCCAAGGAGCCGUUCCCGGGGCAGCAGGGGACAUUGCCACCCUCCUGGAGCCUCCACAUUCCCUUUUCUCCCUCAGCCCCUCUGUCCCCGGGGCUGUCCCAUCCCUGUCCCAACCCUGUCCCAUCCCUGUCACCAACCCUGUCCCAACCCUGUCCCAGCCCUGUCCCAACCCUGUCCCA
Messenger RNA from Vidua chalybeata, 3472 nucleotides. It is a transcript of the gene SCNN1D, whose product is annotated as sodium channel epithelial 1 subunit delta. Gene Ontology annotation, molecular function: ligand-gated sodium channel activity. Lineage: Eukaryota; Metazoa; Chordata; Aves; Passeriformes; Viduidae. The transcript is spliced from 12 exons. Gene Ontology annotation, cellular component: membrane. Gene Ontology annotation, biological process: sodium ion transmembrane transport. Bases 1 to 1842 code for a protein of 613 amino acids. The record is from RefSeq and is a predicted model, not a curated record.